ACGUUAUGGACGUGUGUUGCCUAUCGUUUUAAAUCAUGAGUUACAAAUAUUCUGAAAAUCGGAAGGAUAUUCCUGUCCUGUGUACGAUAUGCAAAAAUGAAUUAUUCAUUCCUUAUUUGUAUUGUAAACAAUGCAGACAGGCUUUGUGCAAUUCAUGCGUGGAACUUCACGAUAAGUUCACAUUGCUUAAAGAUCACACCAAAUAUAAAGUGAGUAAAAUUGAAGAAUGCAAACGAGAGGAGUGUUUUAAAAACAAGUCUGUGAAAGAAAAUCCAGAAUUUUUAGGCGCUGAUAAAGGCUUUACCCAGUAUGAUGAUGCUGACACCGACUUACACAUUACAUUUAAACUACAGACACAGCUGCGCAACAAUAAACUAGAUCCAGACAUCACAGAAUGCAAACGAGAGAUUGGUGUCGAAGGAGCGUCUUUCAAAAACAGCGACGAAUUGAUUCGCAUCGAUGACUUCUUUUACACAAAGGGUGAGGGACGUGAAAAUGAAAAGCAACCCGGUGGUAAAGGAGAAUCUUUACAGAAUGACAAAAGUGUAAACACUAAAAAGACAAACGAGCCCAACAUGGAACCACCAUUGGUUCCACCUAGAAUUAAAAAUUUUCACGUGACAGUACAAAACACUCCUCUGGCAGUAAAAAUAAACGUUGUCGGCAAGAGAGUCUUGGCUGUCAGGACUGAAAGGAUGUUCAUUGAAGACGCGGACUCCAAAGUCAGCAUUGUUUCAAUACCGUUCAAAUUAAUACGGAAAUUUAGCAAUCAAGCAGCUGACGUUCUAAGCAUCGAUGUUGGAAGGAAAUUUGAGUACGGUGAAGGAACAAUCGAUUUUGAAUCAACUGAGGCCACUAAAAUAUUUAACUUAAUGGAAUCAUAUUUGCGAAAGAAACCGUAAUUUAGGUUUACAGCAUAUCAUGGGUUUGAUUUGUAUGUACAUGUUAAGUAUUUAAUAACAUUAUUGCAGACACUAUGAUAUAUUAACGGAAUACAAUUCUAAAUAUGAGCUAUUAUAUAUGCGUUUUAUAUUGUCGUUUUCAUGCAUGUGUAUAUACAUUUGUAUUUUUAAUAUAGAAAUAUCCAAAUACACAUACCACAACGUUUAUGAUAAUAUGUUUAA
Messenger RNA from Dreissena polymorpha, 1124 nucleotides. RefSeq lists its product as uncharacterized. NCBI's taxonomy places the organism in Eukaryota, Metazoa, Mollusca, Bivalvia, Myida, Dreissenidae. Bases 36 to 902 code for a protein of 288 amino acids. Gene Ontology annotation, biological process: cell surface receptor protein tyrosine kinase signaling pathway. The transcript has 2 exons. Gene Ontology annotation, cellular component: cytoplasm. The record is from RefSeq and is a predicted model, not a curated record. Gene Ontology annotation, molecular function: zinc ion binding.